This is a messenger RNA of Eufriesea mexicana, 390 nucleotides long. RefSeq lists its product as uncharacterized. The coding region runs from base 1 to 390 and encodes 129 amino acids. The record is from RefSeq and is a predicted model, not a curated record. The transcript is spliced from 2 exons. NCBI's taxonomy places the organism in Eukaryota, Metazoa, Arthropoda, Insecta, Hymenoptera, Apidae.
AUGAUGCACAUAAACAGGAUUAAAAUUGCUGUACUACUUAGAAGUGGAAAUUCAUUAUUAAAAAAGAGAUUUAUUUUUCCUCAAACAUAUUCUACAUUUAUUAAAAGAAACAAUGAAAAAGAUAAACUUGAAAAUGAUGAGAAUGACAAACCUAUAAAAUUCUCAACAUCAAAAGCAGCAACACAUCCUGCUGCAUAUACCAUUGCUCGUGCAAAACAAUAUCCAAAGUGUCAACCUGAUAUUAUUAGUUUAUGUAUCGGUGCAUUAUUAAUAUACUUUUGUGUGUUGAGAGAAGAAAAUGAUAUUGAUGAAGCUAUAGUUGCAAGUAUGUCACCAGAAGUUUUAGAGCAAAUAUAUGGAAAACAGGAAAAAACAAAACAUAAAAAUUAA